Adineta steineri is the source of this 1611-nucleotide messenger RNA. NCBI's taxonomy places the organism in Eukaryota, Metazoa, Rotifera, Eurotatoria, Adinetida, Adinetidae. The record is from the annotation of a GenBank genome assembly.
AUGAUCACUGCAUCUGUUUUAUUUCAACAUCUUAUCGCACGAUGUAAGUCAGCAAUGAAAGUUCCUGGAACAUAUCUUGUAGAUGCAACGACACAAUCAUCUAUAAUUAAUGAAGAAAUCGAGAUACAAUGGGAAAAAACAUGUGACUCCUAUAGGAAUGAACGACAAUGUAAUGAUUAUCAACGUAUAGAAAACGAAAUAUAUUAUUGUUUUGAUGCUAUUGUUAAUGAUGCAAGAAAAAUAAUGAUUGGAUUAGAUUCUAUAUCUUCAUUACAAUAUGUUUUAAUAACUUCAAUGAGAAUUUGUAUUGAACCAAAUUUUAAACUGGAAAUUCGUACUGGACUUGGUGGAACAAGUGAUUCACUUUCUUUGCGUACACCAUCUUAUGCUGUUGCAGGUGUUGAUCUAUUACGUCGUCUAAUACAACUGCAAAAAAAAUUUGAACAACUUCCAACAACUCAAGAAAAUAUUCCAACAAGAAUAUUGAAUAAUCCUCCAGUACUGACAUUUUUCAGUGCUUGGACAGCUGCAGUUCGAGUAAAUAAUCUCGAUGCUGAUAUUGGUAGAGAACAUGCACGGAAGAUGUUAUCAUAUAUAAAAAAGUAUAUUGAUAAUUAUCAUCCAAACUUAACUCAAUAUAUUCGAUAUGAAAUGGAUCAUGAAAAUACUUAUGAAGAUACAUUAUUAAACUAUAUAAUUGCUCAUUACAAUGAAAGUUAUAAUGAUGAACAGAUCAGACAACAAUUAAUUACUCAAGCAAUAAGUCGUGGUAGUAAUGAAGAUGGUUCUACUAGAUAUACAUCAAUGCAUUUAAUUGUAUUCAAAGAUAUAAUUGAUAAACAAUCUUCACAACAAUUAUUUCAUUUAUUAGAUGAAACUCAAAAUAAUGAAUCAACAUGUUUAUAUGAUUGUGUAAUUACAAUCGGUGGAUCAGUUGAAAAACGAUUUAAUGAAGUACGUUAUGCAAUUCGACAAGUUUUUAUCAAUGAUUCGGAAUUAAAUAAUGAACAAUAUCAUUUUCCAUUAUCAAUUCGAAUGUUAUCACAUGCUGGACAAACUCCUGUAUAUUAUCAUGAUAAAAAUGAAAUUACAGUUCAUCAAAUUUCAAACAGAGAGAUUACUGAUUUACAUAUAACUGAUAAAAAAUAUAAAGAUAUUAAAGAAGAUUUAUCUAUAUUAAUAGAGGAUAUUGGUAUAAGUGAACUGAAAUCAAUUUGUACUCAUAUAGAUCAUUUAGGAUCACAUGAUAUAUCAUCAUGGAAAAAUAUUGUAUCAACUUUAAUUGAUUUAUGUUUAGAUAUUUGGCGAAGUCAUGCAAGAGAUAAUAGAAUAUGUCAAUGUUUAAUAGAGAAUAAAACGGCAGUUGAACAAAUAUGUGAACAUUAUCAAUUAUCAAAUGAUCCUAAUAGUGUUGAAUGUUUAAUUCUUACUGGUAUUUUAAAAGAACUGGAGAAUAAAAAUCAUAUUCAUUUUGGUGAACGUAAUACAACAAAUCGCCGCCGUAGUAAUAGUAUAUGUACAAAUAGAGAAACAACGGAUACAAUUAUUCAUAAACUUGAUGAUGUACUAAGUCAAAGACUUAUUGAAUUUAUUCGAAAUCAAAUUUUCUAA